UUUUUUUUACCCCUUUCUGCUACCUCUCAAGCGGGGACACACAAGGCAAGACCUCCGGCACUGGCGCCCUGGCCCCGGCCCUUCUCCCAUGUCGCCUACCCCACCGCCCAUGGGACUACCAAAAUCCACCUCCCGCAUCAGGGGAGGAUUGGGCAGGAUUGCUGAGUCCGGGAGGCUUUCUGGUCUUAAAGGACUUUUCUGCCUUACCCAGGCAUAUGGGGAAUUCUAGCAGUUCUAUAGCUUUCUGCGGGGCGGGGACAAUACAUGCCUAUGGAGCUGGUCGGUAUGAGAAAUGAUACGGAAAAGGGGAUGGAUUGCGUUCAACGUAAUUUGCAUAAGUUGAAUAUGUAGUAUGUACAUCUUAGCUGAGUUAAUAUCGUUGUAGGACCUUAACUCUUGCAACCUUGAGAAUGAGAAGGCAACGUUAUAGUUGCAUUAAGAUAAAUAUUUCCUGUUUAUAAGAAUUUGCUGUAAUGUAAGAAUUAUGGGCGAUUCAUUACACCACGAAUAUGUAUCUGUUCCCCAUCAGAUUUGCAGUUAAUAUACAUUAGGUAUAUCUUCAACUGCUAGAAUCUGAACUCUUGUUCUAUUUGGUUUAAGGAAAUAAGCAUCCCUGAUGGUCCUCCCCCUUUUCCCUAGAAACAUGACUAUGCUUUUGAAGGCCUUGGGAAAAAUCUUUUUUCAACCCUAUAUAUCACCUUGUCAGUAUAAUUUAUCCUGGCUAGCCUAAUGGUGCAUUACUGGGUUAUGCCGGACAAAGUAGUAACCUACUUUUUGUUCUGGAUUUAAUCCAUGUAAGAAAUGUUGUAUGCAGUGAAUACAUGGGGGUUGGAACAAGGACCAUGCUUGUCUUGGGAUGCCUUUCUUUGAGUAAUGCAAACUUCCUUUUAAUUGUCAUGCAUUUUUCUAGUAAAAGCUCUGCAAGUCUGCAAUAAAAAUGGCCUCCAAUAAAACUACAUUGAAAUCCAAAACAUUGAUCUUUAAGUGACAAGAAUUAGUGAAGCCGAAAAGAGUGCCAGAAAACAGUCUUCCAUUGAAUCAAAGAAUUUUAGUCCAACGGAGAAUACAGAUGGAGAUGUUCCCCACUUGUAGCCUGCUUGCCUCAUCACCACACAAAAUGGGAAAGAAACAGAAUGGCAAAGGUAAAAAAGUUGAAGAGGCAGAGCCUGAAGAGUUUGUUGUGGAGAAAGUCCUGGACAGACGUGUUGUAAAUGGAAAGGUGGAAUACUACUUGAAGUGGAAAGGAUUUACAGAUGCUGACAACACAUGGGAACCUGAAGAGAACUUAGAUUGUCCAGAGCUAAUUGAAGCUUUUCUGAACUCUCAGAAAGCUGGCAAAGAAAAAACAGAUGGUGCAAAAAGAAAAUCUUUGUCAGAUAGCGAAUCUGAUGAUAGUAAAUCAAAGAAAAAGCGUGAUUCUGUUGAUAAACCAAGAGGGUUUGCAAGGGGUCUUGAUCCCGAGAGGAUAAUUGGGGCUACGGAUAGCAGUGGAGAGCUUAUGUUCCUCAUGAAAUGGAAAGAUUCUGAUGAGGCAGAUCUGGUGCUGGCCAAAGAAGCUAAUGUGAAGUGUCCUCAGAUCGUAAUCGCUUUUUAUGAAGAACGGCUAACUUGGCAUUCAUGCCCAGAAGAUGAAGCACAAUAAUUGUUUGCAUUGCUUUUUUUAUAUAUAAGAAUAUUAAAACCUGAAAUUUGAUUUAUUAGCAAUGUGAGAAGCAUACAUUCUAACAAGUUUCAAAUUUGAUAUUUUUUUGAAGUAGUAUGUUUUGCAUCAACAGCAAGUAAAUAAAAGCUUUCUGCAACUUGUUUCAUUUAUCACAAGAGAGCAUUUGAUACUACUACUUCCUCCAUAUUAGGUAAAAGGUUUUAUAAAACAUUGAUGAACUUCCAUAGUUAUUACAGAAUCAUAAUGAAUGUCUAAACAAACUCACAGAUGUUUUGUAGUCUUCUAUACUAUUGAUGUGCAUGUAUCUUCUUUACCCAAACCUAGCCCUUUAAACCUGUAGGGUCAUUCUUUUUAGUAUUUGGGAUCACUUGGUCUUAAGAAGACCAGGUGAAAACUAACUUUGUAGUAAUUUGAAUGUUAUCAGACUGUAUAUUGUUUACUUUAUUGUAAAUACUGGUGAACAGUGGUCAAUAAAAUAGUUUUAUAUUCUUCCUUUAUACUGAUAGGCUGUGACUCUUUUGAAGCGGGGUAUUUCUCAACUUUUGAUAUGUUAAACUCAAUUUGUAAUAUAUUUAACUGUAAGUUGUUUUCUUGGGGAGUAGGUUGAUUACUAAUAUUACCCCACUGCUACUCUUAUCACAAUACUGGGCAAGUACCAGGCUUUGAUUAUUAGUUGGGGUUUUUUGUGAAUACUGCCUGAGACACGGGUUUUUUUCAGUCAGGAAGGGCCUGUAAAAUUAAUGUGCUUUGAGUACUCCUGUAAGUCACAGAUGGCAACCACAAGACUUAGGUACAGCAGUUGGUCACAAGGCCAAGUAGCCUCUGCAGGCAUACUAGGAAAUAUUUGACAUGUCUUAGCAAAAUUAGCCCUUGCUUUAAUGUCAGGUCUUAAUAGAAGCCUAUACUGUACUCUAGAACUGGUUCAGAUGAAAUUAUUCUUCAGGCCAUCACCUGAAGAAUACUUUCAUAGCUCAGCUUUUAAAGUGGAAUAUUACUUAAGUCAUAUACUUGGAACAAAAGGCUUUCCUUCUGUUCCAGAUGGAAUUUUAAAAUUAGUCCUAUAAUCAGCUGCUUGGAGAAUACCUUCAGAAGGGCAGAAAUAAAGGGUGGUAAACUCAGGAAGAGUAAAGUUGCCAUGCAUUUUUUCACUUGCUUUGGAUGCUUACACACCAUCUUCUCUUUGUGUUUUGACUACCAUACUAUAGUUUGCCUUAAGCUGUUCUUACAUGUCAAUGGCCAAGGCUAUUUCAGAAUUAUCCUUAAUUUAGAGUUUUGACUAAAAAAUACAAUACUAUAGUACACUGUUGGUGUCAGUAGACUCAUAAAAUGGUUUGGGUUGAAAAGGACCUUGAAGAUCAUCCAGUUCCAACCUGCCUGCCAUAGGAAGGGACACCUUUCCCUAGACCAGAUUGCUCAAAGCCCCAUCCAACCAGGCCUUGAACACUUCCAGGGAUGGGCUGUCAUCCGCUUCUCUGGGCAACCUCUUCCAGUGCCUCACCACCCUAAGAGUAAAAAUGUAUUCCUAUAAUAUCUAAACUAACCCUGUUCUCAGUUUGAAGUCAUUUCCCCUUGUCCUGUCACUACAUGCCUUUGUAAUUCCUCUCCAGCCUUGUUGUAAACCUCCUUUAGGUCCUGCAAGGUUCUCUAAGGUUUCACUGGAGCCUUCUCUUCUCCAGGCUUAACAAUCCCAACUUUCUCAGCCUGUCUUCACAGGAGAGGUGCUACAGCCUUCUGAUCAUCUUUGUGGCUCUUCUCAAAGGUGAGACGGUUGGAAUUGUCUGGGUAUGUUUUUUUAGAAGAUUAAAAAAACAUGGAUAUUCCUGGAAACCCUCAUUUAGUGUGCAUCGCCUGAAGAGUAAAGGAAGGAAUCCAGUCUGUGCUUGAUGUUCUUUUGAUACUGUUUCACAAAUCAUUACUAUAAUUGUCCUUUCAGUAGUUUGAAAAGCCAUUUAUAUCAUGAAACAAAGCCUGUCAGUGUAGAGCACCUACUUACAGUUAAUCAGCAGUGGCUAAACUUGCUAUGUGAACUUUUUCCUAAAGAUUUUUUUAUUACUGGUUUUGGGCAGAAUUCAGUCUCUAUUUGUGGCUCUAGGAAAAAUCUGAUAUCCCUGUUAACAUGGGGUCACUUGCACCAGAUAAGGAUAAUUUUAGCGCUUAACUAAUCUCUCUUGCCUGUUCCUUAGACAAAUCACCCUGACUUUGUCACAUGCUUAAUUAAGCCUUCUACAGAGUUCAUGGCUUAAUUUUUGGGAGGCCUGUAAUAGAAAUAUUUAUACACCUAGUAUAUAGGAUUCUGAGAUCCUUGCUUUUUUAUCCAGUAGCUUGAUAAACAGAUGGGCUUAAGAGGAAUUCCAAAGCAGCUUGUGUUCUUCUGCCAGUUUCUUCAGUAUGGAGUGCUUUGUAAAGAGUCUUAAAACCGUUACUGUACAAGUUGCAUUUUACUGCCUGAAACUUUGCAGUUUCUGUAACUCGUUUCAAGUGUGGAUAUCAAGUCUGUGUGAAGUUGCUGAUUACAAGCAAUACAGGUUAAACAGUUGUUUUUAAUUAUUGGUUAUUGUUUGUGAUAGACAAAGAUUUUUUUUGUUGAAAGGUUGGUUCUCCUCAAUUUGUAACCCUUAAAGUACAGAUUUGUAACUAGAUACAGCUUUUUACAUUAUAUUUGGUUCUUCCUCUGACUUAAUGAAAAUACACUGUAUUCACUUUUAAACGACUUUGCAGCUUGUUAGACAGUUCUUUAGAUAGCUGAUUUUUUUAUGUUAUAAUGGUAAAUAUGCUGACUGGUAUUUGUUUCCUUUUUUUUCUCCUCACUUUGUGUCAAACUGAGUUUUGCUAGUAAUGAGAUGCAACACUUUAAAGUUACAAGUUAUGUAAAGUAAUGCUGAAUGUGCUGCAUACAUAGGCAAAAAGUUAACAAAUGUUAUUAAUUUAAAAUUAACUGAUUAAAUAAAUGAGAUAUCUUCUGUAGUUA
Messenger RNA from Cyanistes caeruleus (blue tit), 4631 nucleotides. The record is from RefSeq and is a predicted model, not a curated record. NCBI's taxonomy places the organism in Eukaryota, Metazoa, Chordata, Aves, Passeriformes, Paridae.